Molecule: messenger RNA, 1317 nt
Organism: Syngnathus acus (greater pipefish)
Lineage: Eukaryota; Metazoa; Chordata; Actinopteri; Syngnathiformes; Syngnathidae
Gene: zfand2a
Product: zinc finger, AN1-type domain 2A
Exons: 10
Coding region: 155-967 (270 amino acids)
Biological process (GO): proteasome-mediated ubiquitin-dependent protein catabolic process; protein targeting to ER
Cellular component (GO): endoplasmic reticulum; cytoplasm
Molecular function (GO): zinc ion binding
Source: RefSeq, a predicted model, not a curated record
UCACCUCAAAUAUCCACGGUUGAGCGGCCCAAGAGGAGUUAGUUGGCCGUCUGGAGCUCCUUGAACGUGACACGAGUUAUUUUACGAUUUCUCCGUAAUUCUACGUUUGUAAGACUACGACAACGUUCAACCUGCAGAGACUUCUUUGAAAGCUAUGGAGUUUCCAGAUUUGGGCGAGCAAUGUUCAGAGAAGACCUGCAAGCGUUUAGACUUCCUUCCCAUGAAAUGCGAUGCCUGUCAAGAGAUCUUCUGCAAGGACCACGUCACUUAUGCACACCACAAAUGCACUUCGUCUUACAAAAAGGAUAUCCAGGUCCCAGUGUGCCCACUGUGCAACAUCCCCAUUCCCAUCAAGAGAGGAGAGAUGCCUGAUAUUAAAGUUGGGGAGCACAUCGAUCGGGAUUGUAAAUCGGACCCUGCGCAACGGAAAAGAAAGAUAUUUACCAACAAGUGCUCCAAAGGCGGCUGCAAGCAGAAGGAAAUGAUGCGCGUGACAUGUGACCAGUGUCAUCUAAAUUACUGUCUUAAACACCGGCACCCGCUCGACCAUGAUUGUAAGAGCGACGGCAAACCUCUGUCCCAGGCCGGACAUGCCGCUUUCAUGAGAGCUCAGAGUUCCUCCUCUGCCUCAUCCUCACCAGGACACUCCAGAUCAGUUUCUAAUGGUGGCAGUGCAGCCAGCAGAGGGCACAGUAGCAACACAAGCAGACCGAUGCCGACCUCUGUAUCGGCACACAAUGUGGUGCAGCCGUCGGCGUCCUUUCAGGCGGGCAUGACUGAGGAGCAGGCCUUACAAAGAGCUCUAGAGAUGUCAUUGGCCGAGUCCAGACCUCCCACACAGGCUACCCUCAGUCCGCAGGAGCAGGAGGAUCUGGCGCUAGCUCAGGCACUGGCCGCCAGCGAGGAAGAGUACAGGCGCCAGCAGCAGAGACAACAGGUACCGGUCGGAACAGUUAGCCAGCACUAACGUUCUAGCAUAUAGGGCCGAGAGUCCAAACAGUCUAACUGCAGCCUUUCUUAAGCUCAGAUUGCUGCUUUCCAAUUUUUUUCCCCCUUCCCAAACUGUGGUAAUGUUCCACCAGCAACCUCACAGACUGGAUCCUUAAUAUCCAGCAUGAAUGAUUGUUUUUAUUUUUCAACAAAAUGAUCAACUGUUACUCGCUUGCCGCCUUCUACACUGAAAAACGAAGCACACACAUCCAGCAGGUUCUGUCAUUUUUGCCAAUGAGUUGCUCUGUACAUAUUUUAUACAUAUGCUGAUCAUCAAACUGCUAUUUUGCAGUCUAUGAAGAAUUAUUAAAUUAUUUCAAACACUUA